AUGAGCAAUCCAUUUUCCAAGCGAAGAAGAGUAGACGGGGAGAUCAAUCGGGAGGUACUUGAUUUUGAUUUUGCCAAGAUAUGCCUGCAGACGCUAUCGUCGACCAAUGUGUAUGCGUGUUUGGCGUGUGGGAAGUACUUUGAGGGGCGGUCACCGUCGUCGCCGGCCUAUAAACACGCGGUGUCGACCAACCACCAGAUGUAUAUGAGUUUUGCCACUGAAAAGUUUUAUGAGCUACCUCAGGAUCGGGAGGUGCUGCCAGUUCAGGAUGUGAUAGACUACUAUAAUCCCAGGUAUACUCCCCGCGAUAUAGACCUCCUUCCUAGGAUAUCGUUUGAUUUGCACAAAAAGUACCUUGUUGGGUAUGUUGGGUUGAAUAAUAUUAAGAAGAACGACUAUGCGAAUGUGGUGGUGCAGGUACUAGCGCAUAUUGAACCGGUCAGGAACUAUUACUUGUUGGAGACGCCCACAAACCCCUUGAAUGUGCAUCUAGGACUCCUUAUUCGAAAGAUGUGGUCGCCACACUUGUUCAAGAGCCACAUCGCGCCCCACGAGUUUAUGAAUAGUGUAUCAGAGGAAUCAAAGAAGAGGUUUACGUUGGAGAAGGGGCACCCGAAACUGUUUUUGCUCUGGCUAUUGAAUAGGGGUGGGCCGUAUGAGUGUUUGAGGGGGAAGGUAGAGGUGACGAGUACGCCGAUAGUGCCACACGAGGGGAAGGACAAGGUUUAG
This is a messenger RNA of Candida albicans SC5314, 729 nucleotides long. Its product is annotated as mRNA splicing protein. The transcript has a single exon. Gene Ontology annotation, molecular function: zinc ion binding; cysteine-type deubiquitinase activity. Lineage: Eukaryota; Fungi; Ascomycota; Pichiomycetes; Serinales; Debaryomycetaceae. Gene Ontology annotation, biological process: protein deubiquitination. The record is from RefSeq and is a predicted model, not a curated record. Bases 1 to 729 code for a protein of 242 amino acids.